Lottia gigantea (owl limpet) is the source of this 1949-nucleotide messenger RNA. RefSeq lists its product as hypothetical. The record is from RefSeq and is a predicted model, not a curated record. NCBI's taxonomy places the organism in Eukaryota, Metazoa, Mollusca, Gastropoda, Lottiidae. The transcript is spliced from 9 exons. Gene Ontology annotation, molecular function: enzyme binding. Gene Ontology annotation, cellular component: mitochondrial membrane. Gene Ontology annotation, biological process: negative regulation of endoribonuclease activity; cellular response to unfolded protein; negative regulation of apoptotic signaling pathway. The coding region runs from base 12 to 722 and encodes 236 amino acids.
CAGAUUUCAAGAUGGCGACCCGAAAUGAGUUUUUGCCAGCUGCUCUCUUCAAAUUUGAUAAUUUAGAAGAAUAUGUACAGAAACAUUUAAAGAAUGUAUAUGGAUGUUUGGGUAUUGGGAUGUUAACUGCAGCUGUAGGAGCCUAUGUUCAUCUCUUUACUAAUCUAAUGCAGGCUGGAUUAUUAACAGCUAUUGGUUCAAUAGGAUUGAUGAUAUGGCUGGCCUCUAUUCAUCACAGUAAAGAAACAGUAGGAAAGAGAAUGGCAAUUUUUAGUGGCUUUACUUUCCUCUCAGGAAUAUCUCUGGGCCCAUUGUUAGAUAUGGCAAUGACGAUUGACCCCAGCAUCAUUCCAUCAGCCCUUCUUGGUACAGCUGUAAUCUUUAUUAGUUUUACUCUGGCUGCCCUCUACAAUAACAACAGAACCUUCCUCUACCUUGGAGGUUUUAUUUUGUCUGGUUUAUCUUUCUUGAUGGUAUCAUCUCUAGCUAAUCUUUUCUUCAGAUCCCAGAUGUUAUAUGACUUGAAUCUAUACGGUGGACUGAUCAUAUUCUGUGCCUUCGUUCUGUACGACACUCAACUUAUCAUAGAAAAAAGAAGGAUGGGAGAUGAAGACUUUGUAUGGCAUGCUGUAGACUUGUUUAUUGACUUCAUUCAGAUCUUCAGAAGACUUCUUAUUAUUCUUUCCAAAAAGGAAGAAGACAAGAAGCGACGAAGGAAUUAAGACAAGGGGAGAUAAUUUCAGUCUAUAUCUGGCGCUAAAUUUGAUUUAACAUAUUAAUCUUUGAUUGGCUCAAAUGAUAAUUUUUGUGUCUUGUUAAAAUUUUAAUCUUUUUGAUUAAUAAAUUUUUUUUUGAAACUAAAAUUUAAGAACUUUUUUGAAAGGGUUCGAUUUUUGGAAUGAACAUCUAAUAAGCUUGUUAAAGUAUUUCGAGUGAUAAAUGUUUUGGUCUAAAUUGAAGUAAGAAAAGAUGGGUAAAUUUGAAAUUAUUCAGUAUAAUGGUUAAUAUGAAAAUAAUGAUAUUGUAUUUUUUGUUUCAAUGGGAUAAUGUUGGCGUCCAUUUUGUUUUUAUGUUGUUAUUUAUAUAUUCCAGCUUGUUCUGCUACUCUAUCAGUUUGAAUAGAUAUAGACUAGUAUUUAGUUGCUAAAACAAUAUCCUGCUAUAUAUAAAAUAUAACUCUAAUAGUCAAUAUUGAAAAUAUAGAGAAAUAGCUUUGUCAUGUAGACAGAAAAAUGCAUCUGUUGAAUAAGUUUUAACAUAUUUUGGAUACAUGUAGUUUGGGUUGAUAUUCUAACAAUUUGAGUAUUUUAACUCUUUGACCAACCAAGGUGUAACUUUUAACAGAAAAACACCUAAAAAGAUGCUACAUUUGACAUAAUGCAUUGAGUAUGAAUAAAACAGUAACUGUAGUUUCUAAUAUAUAGACCAAUAUAGAUUAAUAAAUCCAACUUUUUUUGUUGAUAAUUUGCAUGAAGAUGUGAUGUUGUUAAGUUAAUAAAACUAAUUGCUGAAUUCACUAUUACUUAUUUGAGGGCUUUGGACAUUUUUGAGGACCUUAUUUAAAAAAUUACACCUGAAUUAAUAGAGCUAUGUUUUAACUGUAGGGAAAAUGGUGUAAUUGUUAAUAAUUUACUCAGUUGAAGACAGGUUUCUGACUGUCUUGAGGGCCUUAUUCACAAUAUUAAGCUAGAGUUAAUACAGCAUUGUUUUAACAGUAGGAAAUUCAUCAGUUGGUUGGUCGGUAUCUGACUGUCUUGAGGACCUAAUUCCUAAAAUUAAACUUGAAUUUAUAGAGUGAUGUUUUAACAGUUUGAAAAGUUAUUCUUAUUGGUUUGAUUCAAUCAGAUUUGUAAUAGUAAUAUUAUUUUCACCAUUACACAACACGUAUUGUACAUGUGUUUUGUCUUUUACAGUAUUCAAUAAAACUUCACAAUAAGAUUCUAAUCCUU